CGGGCCGCGGAGCCCGCGGGCCCGCGGGGCCCCCCCCCCGCCCCGGCCGCGCCAUGGCGCGCUGGUGCUGGCGCGCCGUGCUGCUGGCGGCGGUCGGGGGGCUCGGGCAGGCUGGCGGCGAGCCGAACCCACCCGUGUGGCCGUCAAGCGUCAAGGUCUUCGGCCCAGAGACGCCGACUGACGAGAUCGAGGGCGCCGUGAAGAGGGCCUUCGCGGAGAACGGCGCGGGCGACACGGAGCAGUACGACUGGGGUGGCCCCGUCCCCCCGGACUACGUCCCGGACCACGGCCAGUUCUCGGACAGCCGCUUCGCGUUCCUCUUCAAGCCGGGCAGCUACCAGGCGGAG
This is a messenger RNA of Prorocentrum cordatum, 347 nucleotides long. The record is from the annotation of a GenBank genome assembly. Lineage: Eukaryota; Dinophyceae; Prorocentrales; Prorocentraceae.